AUGUCAACUAUUCCGUCUGACCAAGACAUAUUUUACCUUCUUCCUCUCCUUGAGACCGAAAUAGACGUGCGGAGAGUCUUGCAGUGGCUAUCUGAAUGUACGAAAACCCAUGGAGGCGAGUGUUCCUUGGAAUAUGCCCCUUUCAACUCGGCAUUUCCAGGUCUACACGUCCUGCGCCUACUCGAUGUUCAACAAAACUGUUUAGUCGAAGUCCAGGAUGUUGUUCCCUAUCUAGCGUUAAGCUAUAUUUGGGGUGCCGUUAAAAACAUUAGGCUGACUCAACUGAGUAUGAAACGUCUUUUGACUCCUGGUUCUCUAGAACGAUUGAAUGGACUUCCCAGAACUGUCCGCGACGCCAUGGAACUGACCAGGAAGCUGGGAGUACAGUAUCUAUGGGUAGACGCCUUAUGCUUGAUCCAGAACGAUAUGGAGGACCUUGAGAGAGGCAUUAAUGUUAUGGACCUGAUCUACGAACGUUCCCUGUUGACGAUCAUCGCUGCUUCUGGGAAUGACGCCAAUGCAGGCCUUCCGGGAGUCCGAGCACGAAGUCGGCCGUCUUUAAAGCAAACUAUCGAGAUUAAGCCCGGAAUUAGUUUGGGGUUAUAUAUGGAAAUGUCUACCUUGCUCAACGCAUCAUCCUACAGCUCAAGAGGAUGGACAUUCCAAGAGCAGACUUUGAGUCGGCGGGCUCUCUACUUUCUGGAUAAUAAAGUGUUCUUUCAAUGCGGGGACAUGGCCUGUUCAGAAGCCGUCAUUGACCAGUCCGAACAACAAAGACCAAAGACUGGGCAUAUACAUAAUGCAAUUCACAUGGAAGAUCCAGUGUAUGAUUACGCUACCAUACUAGAGAACUACAUGGCUAGAGCUCUCACAAAUCAAAACGACGUGUUAAGAGCUAUGGCAGGUAUUAUGCGCCGUUUCUCAGUCAAGAUGAAUUAUCGUUUUAUCCAAGGACUUCCUACUGAAGCUCUGGAUGUAUUCAUCCUAUUCAAAGCUCGAGGAUCCUGCCUUCAUCGCCGUCCUGGCUUUCCAAGUUAUUCUUGGUGCGGCUGGCAGGGGCAUAUCAGUGUCGAAACACCGAGGAGAGACGAAUGGUUUUCAAUAUGCACAUGGAUCAUUUGGUAUGAGCGACUUCCGUCAGGACGUAUAAGUCUUAUUAGGGAUCCUACUGCAAGCGGCCAGAUUUCUGCUGAUGAUGCGUCUCGUAUCGGCUGCCGACAAAGACCAAGAUUUGAUACUUUGGUUCUCUCGGGUUUCCCCACGACACACACAGCACCCACCGAAACACCUCCCCUUCCUUCGCUGCUGCCACCAUAUCCUCUCUUGCAGUUUUGGACGUUAUCACUACGCCUGAAACUCACCAAGCUCGAUGUUUUCACUGGACAGUGCCAAGUCCAGGGCAAGUCUGGCACUGAUUGUGGUGUAUUAUUUGUUGACGGAUUUGAUGACUUCACAGUGUUCUUCUCAUCAGACCUACACGAUGUAAUUGUACUUUCGGACCACGCGGACAUGGAUGGCUAUUGCUGUAAUGUGAUGUUGCUUGAAUACAAGGAGGGGCUUGCAGAGCGACGUGGUAUGGGAUACAUUUACCAAGACCGUAUUCAUGAUUCAUUUACACCAGGGCCUGUCUGGAAAGAGAUUAUCUUGGCUUAG
Fusarium subglutinans is the source of this 1653-nucleotide messenger RNA. RefSeq lists its product as uncharacterized. The record is from RefSeq and is a predicted model, not a curated record. The transcript is spliced from 2 exons. Bases 1 to 1653 code for a protein of 550 amino acids. Lineage: Eukaryota; Fungi; Ascomycota; Sordariomycetes; Hypocreales; Nectriaceae.